UCCGUGGCGUGACGACACAUUUCUAGUCUUUUCAUUGCCAGCUGUUCCUAUGUCUCAAAUAUAAUUGUAGGCCUUGGUCUGAUUCAAGAGCAUCAAAUCAAAUGAAAUGGAAGAUGAAACAGAAAUUGAUGCAACAGCAAUUUCCGCCAGGAAUUGCGUUCAAACGGUUUCACACGACGACACUGAUGAAGCAGUAAAUAAUAACCAACAGACGGAAGUCAAGGUACCCAUAGGGGAACCUAACCAACAGACGGAAGUCAAGAUACCCGAAAUGGAACACGUACAGAGGACAUCUCGGAUCCUUAAACGCAUUCCAGAUCCUCCUAGUGACUGGAAGUUAAACCAUUUAUUAGACGAUAUUGCAAUGCAGACAACCACUGAUCAAUUAGAGAGGUAUAAAGGUCUUUUCAGAGGACAUGGCCCAGGUUCUAUUGCAAAAGGCACAUUAAAAAAGUGCACAUCAUGUUAUCAUUUUUUUCAAAUCUUAAGAGAGAGAGAAUAUAUAUCCAGGGACAAUCUUCUAUAUCUGCAAAAAAUUUUAUACAUGAAAGGCAACAGGGAACUCAUUGAAAGGGCGAUUGAGUAUAAUAGAUCUGAGGGAAAUCUUUACUUUUAUGAAGCAGAAGACCAACCAGAAUCUGGGUACAGAAGAGUACGAUUUCAUCUGGCAGGGAAAGACCUUAAUGAAUGGGAACCAGCUCAACAGCAGGCUCUCAGAGAUAAAGUUGCAGGCAUUUUGUGUAUUCCACAUUAUCAAAUUAGAAUCGUUGGUGUGAUACCUGCAUCAAGUUUAUGCAUCACACUUUUUAUCCCCGAAACAUACGUUGUUAUUUUUCAAGACAUGCUUGAAAGGAAGGCACAGUUCAAACAACUCUUUGACAUAGGCGUUGAUAUUAUUUAUAUUGACAAAAGAGUUUACAACAUUUCAGGUAUCGAAGAAAAAAAUGAAACAGACCAACAAAAAAAGAUAAUGCAUAUUUACGACCAAUAUCAUGAACAAAGAAAACAGUUAGAGAAAGGAGAAUUACGACUUUUGGAUUUGGAGAACAAACUUCUUAAAACAGAAAAAACAUUAAUUGCUGAAAGACAAAAACGUAUCGAAAAAGAAUCUAAAUUGAUGGAAUUGGAAAUUGUUCUUAACACAUAUACAACAGUACAAAGAGAUUCUUUUCAAGAGGAUGAUGCCAUUUUAAACAAGGAGAUCUCUGCAAUAAAUAUUCAAGAUACUCUAAGAAAGCCCGUGAAAUGUUCACUGGGAGAAAAUAUUAUUUUGGUAAAAAAUCAAGGCAAACACGCGGGGGAUAUUGAAAUAAAGAAACUCAAUGUUGCCUUACAUGAGCAAAAGGAAUUGGUGUCGGGCCUUAGAAUGCAACUUGAUGUUCACCGGUAUCUCUCAUACAGAAAUGCCUCAGAGGUUAAUCUUCUGCAAACUGUACGAAUAUGCUUGAAAGAGUUGUCACCAGAACAAUUUGAGAAAUUUGUCGAUAUUAUCAAAACGCUGAGCAUCGAUCUUAUAGACGAAGAGAGAACUGCAAUACAAUCAAAAUAUAAGUCAGAUGAAGAAAAAGAAAUAACAAAGCACAUGCAACAAUCGCAAAACCUGUUCUUGAUUGGAAUCAUAUGUAUGGAAUACAACAGAACCACUUCCGGAGUAGACAUAGAAAACUUUAUCACAAGCCUCCUAAAAAAGGUAGGGCGGAAUGAUCUUGUAAAGAAAUUUGAAGAAAAAAUAAAUGAAGUAAAACACAUACCAAAGAUCGAACUCUUUCCAUAUUUACGAAGAUCAACCGGAGUCAAAAAGGGAUUCUUUUUUUGA
This is a messenger RNA of Ruditapes philippinarum (Manila clam), 1816 nucleotides long. RefSeq lists its product as uncharacterized. NCBI's taxonomy places the organism in Eukaryota, Metazoa, Mollusca, Bivalvia, Venerida, Veneridae. Gene Ontology annotation, molecular function: protein binding. Bases 107 to 1816 code for a protein of 569 amino acids. Gene Ontology annotation, biological process: regulation of apoptotic process. The transcript has 6 exons. The record is from RefSeq and is a predicted model, not a curated record.